Microdochium trichocladiopsis is the source of this 1711-nucleotide messenger RNA. RefSeq lists its product as uncharacterized. Gene Ontology annotation, molecular function: DNA binding; carboxy-lyase activity; zinc ion binding. Lineage: Eukaryota; Fungi; Ascomycota; Sordariomycetes; Xylariales; Microdochiaceae. The transcript is spliced from 5 exons. Gene Ontology annotation, biological process: DNA-templated transcription. The coding region runs from base 183 to 1673 and encodes 496 amino acids. The record is from RefSeq and is a predicted model, not a curated record.
UGCUCAUCUUGAUCAACAGAUGGAGAAUCACAUUCCUAGUCCGAUUGCCCACAAAGCAGCAACUCCUAUCGCGUUGCCAUCGCCUAAAAAUACAUCCACUGCGCGCCAAGGUGAUAACCGACUAUUUCUAGCAGACAACUUGGCAGUAGACGCGGUCGGAUGGCGCUCUGUUCCGUCGAGAGAUGAUCCAGCUCGACAAAGGGCUUUCGACACUGGCAUUUUACCUCUCCUCGGAGUCGGCGGAGAAACACACACGUCGGUGUCUUCUUAUCAGUCUCUACCAAGUGAUGAGGAAAUCGUCAGGCUCUUUGAACUAUUCCGCCAUCAGCCCGAACCCCUGUCCCGAGUCUCUCGAGGACCCCAGGUUGCUGUCUCUGCUUCACGCCAUCUUGGCAGCCGGAGCUCAAUUCUCCGAGAUGGACUUGCAAAAUCGCAUCCAAGUAUCUCAACGACACACAAAGCACGCAUUGGAUCUACUGCGGUCAACAAAUUAUCUCGGGAACCCUUCCAAAGAGGCCAUCCAGACACUACUUCUCUUAGGUCACGUGCUUCAAAACGAUAUGAAGCCCCAGGCAGCUUGGGUCCUCGGGGGCACAACCAUCCGCCUUGCCCAAUGCCUCGGUCUUCACAGGAAGACGAUCCGUUCAUCAGCUUCUUUACCACUGGAUGAGGAGGCAAAGUACCUGAGAUUGGCCAUUGUCAGACAAGACUCCCUACUCGCCCUCACUUUAGGUCGCCCACCAACCUCGUAUGAGCUGGACUUUGAGGGCGAUCUGCCCCAACUGUCAGAAUCCGUCCGAGGUUCGGGUCUAUCAUACCUCCAAGCCAUCGGCUGGCUUGUCCACGUCAUGCUCCGCCAUCUCCCGUUUCAAUCUCAGUCGUUACCGCAGCCAAUCUCAGCACUCGACGACAUCGAAUCCAUAGAAGCUUCCCUUUCGCCCCACUUGAUCGAUGCCAAGAGAAGCGCUACGAUACCGCAGAUGCAAGAACACUAUGCUUUCGAACUACAUCGACAUUUCCUCGUCACCAGUCUUUGCCGACCGGUUGUAUCAAGUAGUGGAUUCGCGGCGCUGAGCGAAAGUGACAGGUCGCGUAUCCUCGAGCACCUUCGAGAAUCUCUCAAGCGCAGUGCCCGGGCCUAUGUGCGGUUGAGGUCAAUCGCAGGAUAUGCAAGGAGGUCUUGGGCUUUUAUUCAUAAUGGUCUAACGUCAGUUCUUCUUUUAAGCUUGAUGCGAGAGACUAGGUAUCUUGCUGAGACCAGGACCCUUCAAGACGAGCUUAUUGGGAGCCUAUCAGAUGGAGAAGGGGAAACCGGCUUGCUCACAGAAUCUGGCUCCAAUGGCCGGCUUCCGGCCGCUCUCCAGAAAGCUUUGAAGGCACUCAAGACUCUUAAAGCGUUGACGGAGCGUGAUGUACUCCCACAAGACUCAACGCUGGAGAACAAUAACCAAGACAUCCCACUUCCUAGUCAUCCUGCGGCUUUCAGUCGACGACCUACAACAGCCCAAGAGAGUGCGUUGGGGGCAGCAGAACAGACCAACUUUUGGGGUAUGGGCGACACGGACUGGGAGUUUCCGAUUGACUUCGAUAUGUCCCCGCUCAGCGCUUUCGACUACAUCAUGUCGAAUCAAGACUUUAGCGGAGACAACCCCUUCCUACCCAAUCUUAUGUGACAUUCGAAAUUGUGUGAUAGGCUCUGAGUAGUCAUUGU